This is a messenger RNA of Hemicordylus capensis (graceful crag lizard), 8476 nucleotides long. It is a transcript of the gene WDR7, whose product is annotated as WD repeat domain 7. Gene Ontology annotation, cellular component: cytoplasm. Gene Ontology annotation, molecular function: protein binding. The transcript has 28 exons. NCBI's taxonomy places the organism in Eukaryota, Metazoa, Chordata, Lepidosauria, Squamata, Cordylidae. The record is from RefSeq and is a predicted model, not a curated record. The coding region runs from base 237 to 4709 and encodes 1490 amino acids.
GCCGCCAAGCGCUGCACGGGCGUUUUGCGACACUUGCAGUAGGAGUCGCGGCAGCUGGAGGAGCCCGUCAGCUGAUUUCCAGCACCACCAGCGCUGAGAAGGGGGCGAAGGAGGAAAGGCAAGCAGGAAGAAGGCAGAAGUGGGGGGCGCGCGCGCAGCCCAGGAGGAGAGCGCCCCCUCGCCCUCCAUCUCCGUGGGAAGGGGCAGCUCCCGGCUGGGGCAGGUGUGAAAACAUAAUGGCGGGCAACAGUUUGGUGCUACCAAUUGUCCUAUGGGGACGCAAAGCUCCCACUCACUGUGUAUCGGCCAUACUAUUAAUGGAUGACGUGUCCAUGAUCAUAACGGGAUGUCAUGAUGGACAAAUAUGCCUUUGGGAUGUUUCUUCAGACCUAGAAAUAAAUCCUAGAGCUCUCUUGUUUGGUCAUACAGCUUCAGUUACUUGUUUGUCCAAAGCCAGUGCUUCAAGUGAGAAACAGUACAUAGUGAGUGCAUCUGAAAGUGGGGAGAUGUGCCUCUGGGAUGUGAAUGAUGGAAGAUGUAUUGAAUUUACUAAAUUAGCCUGCACACACACUGGCAUACAGUUCUAUCAGUUCACAAUUGGAACGCAGCGUGAAGGCAGGCUCCUGUGUCAUGGCCAUUACCCAGAAAUUCUUGUUGUGGAUGCUACCAGCCUUGAAGUUCUUUAUUCCUUGGUGUCAAAGAUUUCUCCCGAUUGGAUCAGCUCCAUGAGCAUUAUUCGAUCUCACAGAACACAAGAGGAUACUGUUGUAGCAGUGUCAGUGACGGGCAUUCUCAAAGUAUGGAUAGUAACUUCAGAAGUUAGCCAUAUGCAGGAUACAGAACCAGUCUUUGAAGAGGAAUCUAAACCAAUCUACUGUCAGAACUGCCAAAGCAUUUCUUUCUGUGCAUUUACCCAAAGAUCUCUUUUGGUAGUAUGCUCAAAGUACUGGAGGGUGUUUGAUGCUGGAGAUUAUUCCCUGUUGUGCUCAGUCCCCAGUGAGGAUGGCCAGACCUGGACAGGAGGUGAUUUUGUAUCAGCAGACAAAGUGAUCAUAUGGACAGAAGAUGGUCAAAGUCUUAUAUAUGAACUGCCAGCCAGUUGCUUACCAGCUAGUGAUUCAUUUCGCAGUGAUGUUGGAAAAGUUGUUGAAAACCUAAAUCCCCCUCAACUCUAUUGUGUUGUGGACAGAGCAGUGGAGAAAGCAGAUCAACAGUUAAUAAUCUGCCCUCCUGUUACUCGGUUCUUCUAUGGCCGCAGAGAAUGUUUCCACAAACUCCUUAUCCAGGGAGAUUCCUCGGGGAGGCUCAGCAUUUGGAGUAUACCCCAUACACUUGCCCAGCAAGACGUGACAGAAGCAGGCCUGAAAGUCACCACCUCCACUUCCCUGCAGGAAGCUUUCAGCAAACUUUCUCCUCAUCCUGCUGGAAUUAUAGAUCAGUUGAGCUUCAUACCAAACAGCGAAGAGCCACUCAAAGUGACGGCCAGUGUGUACAUACCGGCACAUGGACGCCUGGUUUGUGGCCGUGAAGAUGGAAGCAUUAUUAUUGUACCAGCGACUCAAACGGCUGUAGUUCAGCUCUUGCAAGAUGAACACAUGCGCAGACGAGGUUGGCCACCUCAUAGAACUCUGCGGGGUCAUCGGAACAAAGUCACAUGUUUGCUGUAUCCUCACCAGGUCUCUUCUCGUUAUGACCAAAGAUACUUGGUCUCAGGUGGUGUAGAUUUUUCCGUCGUCAUCUGGGACAUCUUUUCUGGAGAAAUGAAACACAUCUUCUGUGUGCAUGGUGGGGAGAUUACUCAACUUUUGGUGCCUCCAGAAAAUUGCAGUUCAAGAGUCCAGCACUGUGUUUGCUCUGUUGCCAGUGACCAUUCAGUAGGACUCCUGAGCUUACGAGAGAAAAAGUGCAUAAUGUUAGCUUCCCGGCACCUCUUUCCAAUUCAAGUCAUAAAAUGGAGACCCUCGGAUGACUACCUAGUAGUUGGAUGUUCAGAUGGAUCUGUGUAUGUCUGGCAGAUGGAUACUGGUGCACUGGACCGCUGUGUAAUGGGCAUCACGGCUGUUGAGAUCCUGAAUGCUUGCGACGAGGCUGUUCCUGCUGCGGUUGAUUCCCUUAGCCAUCCUGCUGUCAACUUAAAGCAGGCCAUGACCAGACGUAGCCUUGCCGCUCUGAAGAACAUGGCUCAUCAGAAACUCCAGACUCUUGCCACAAACCUCUUGGCUUCUGAUUCAUCGGACAAAGGAAACUUGCCUAAAUACUCUCACAACUCUCUGAUGGUUCAGGCCCUGAAGACUAACUUAACAGACCCAGAUAUCCAUGUACUCUUCUUUGAUGUGGAAGCUCUGAUUAUUCAGCUACUAACUGAAGAAGCCUCCAGGCCUAACACAGCUCUUAUUUCCCCAGAGAAUUUGCAGAAAGCAUCUGGCAGUUCUGACAAAGGGGGUUCUUUCCUAGCUGGCAAGCGAGCAGCAGUCCUGUUUCAACAGGUUAAAGAGACUAUCAAAGAGAACAUAAAAGAACAUCUUCUUGAUGAAGAUGAUGAUGAUGAGGAAGCCAGGCAGAGAAGAGAAGAUAGUGACCUAGAGUAUCGGUCCAGCAAAUCUAAGCCAUUGACUCUCUUAGAAUAUAACCUAACCAUGGACACAGCCAAGCUGUUUAUGUCAUGUCUUCAUGCUUGGGGCCUGAAUAUUGCUCUGGAUGAAAUUUGCAGUGACCGCCUGGGAAUGUUGAGGCCGCACUGCUCUGUCUCUUUUGGCCUGCUGUCAAGAGGAGGCCACAUGUCUCUAAUGCUUCCUGGAUACAAUCAGCCUGUAAGUAAGGCGUCCUCUACAGGUGUGGAGGUAGGAAAGACUGUUUCUCUCUCGGAAGGAUACAUCAGGUGCACAUAUGGCAUAUCGCGCGCAGUAACCACUCAACACCUACUCUCCAUUAUCUCCUUGGCAAACACCUUAAUGAGUAUGACAAAUGCAACGUUUAUUGGAGAUCAUAUGAAGAAGGGACCAGCCAGACCUCCUAGGCCAGGAACUCCUGAGUUGGCUAAAGUGAAGACUCCUGCUCCUGUUGCCUGCCCAACAGGUCAAGGGCAAAUUAAACAAGUUGCUCCUGCUGUUUCUGCUAGCACUGAAGCUGAUCACUCUGGCUCUGACCCUGCUCCUCCUUUACAUACCUGUUUCUUAGUAAAUGAAGGAUGGAGUCAACUUGCUGCUAUGCACUGUGUUAUGCUUCCUGAGACGGUGGGCCUGGAUAAAUUUAGACCACCUCUCCUUGAAAUGUUGGCUCGUAGAUGGCAAGAUCGAUGCUUGGAGGUGAGAGAAGCUGCCCAAGCCUUACUGUUAGCGGAACUGAGAAGAAUUGAACAAGUCGGGAGGAAGGAAACCAUUGAUAUGUGGGCCCCUUAUUUACCGCAGUAUAUGGACAGUGUUAUAUCACCUGGAGUGACCACAGAAGCCAUUCAGUCUGCUAUUGCUAAUCCAGAACAACAGGGACCUGAAACCAAAGUUCAAGAAGAGGAGCAUGAUCUGGUGGAUGAUGACAUCUCAGGUUCUCUGUCUGGACUUCCACAAAUGAAAAAGAUAUCUUUGUCAUAUGAAGAGAGGCGAAAGCAAGCUACAGCUAUUGUUCUGCUAGGAGUCAUUGGAGCAGAGUUUGGAGCAGAAAUUGAGCCUCCGAAGUUGCUGACCAGACCUCGCAGUUCUAGCCAAAUUCCUGAAGGGUUUGGCUCAACUAGUGGCGGAUCCAACUAUUCUUUGGCAAGGCAUACUUGCAAGGCCUUGACAUACCUUCUGCUGCAGCCUCCCAGCCCCAAACUUCCCCUGCACAGCACCAUCAGGAGAACUGCUAUUGACCUCAUAGGACGAGGGUUUACAGUAUGGGAACCUUACAUGGACGUGUCUGCUGUGCUGAUGGGCCUUUUGGAGCUCUGUGCUGAUGCUGAGAAGCAACUUUCAAACAUCACAAUGGGGCUGCCUCUGAGUCCAGCAGCUGACUCCGCCCGCUCUGCACGACAUGCUCUCUCCCUCAUUGCCACGGCCAGACCACCCGCCUUCAUAACAACCAUCGCCAAGGAGGUGCACAGGCACACUGCUCUACAAGCAAACACGCAGUCUCAGCAGAAUAUUCAUACCACAACCUUGUCAAGGGCCAAAGGAGAAAUUCUGAGAGUUGUUGAAAUACUUAUUGAAAAAAUGCCCACAGAUGUUGUGGAUCUCCUUGUAGAGGUUAUGGAUAUCCUCAUGUAUUGUCUUGAAGGAUCAUUAGUCAAGAAAAAGGGACUAAAAGAGUGCUUUCCAGCCAUCUGCAGGUUCUACAUGGUCAGCUAUUAUGAGCGGAGUCACAGAAUAGCAGUUGGAUCCCGCCAUGGUUCAGUGGCCCUCUACGACAUCCGGACUGGGAAAUGUCAGACCAUCCUUGGCCAUAAAGGACCCAUUACAGCAGUGUCUUUUGCUCCUGAUGGACGCUAUCUUGCCACUUACUCCAACACAGAUAGUCACCUCUCCUUUUGGCAGAUGAACACCUCUCUCUUGGGAAGCAUUGGCAUGCUGAAUUCUGCACCACAGCUCCGUUGUAUGAAAACCUACCAGGUGCCGCCCGUCCAGCCUGCGUCACCAGGCUCCCACAAUUCCCUCCGACUGGCCAGGCUUAUCUGGACUUCCAACCGCAAUGUGAUCCUUAUGGCCCAUGAUGGCAAAGAGCAUAGAUUUGUGGUGUAGAGCCAGGCUCCUUUUUAUUUUAUUUUAUUUAUUUCUUGCUCUGAAUACAAUUUUGUUUUAAAAUCCCCUGUAAAGCUCUCCCCCUCUCUGUGAUCUUAACACUGGAGGGUCCAUACCAGUGUCCACAAAAGUUAUCCAGCAGGAUUGGCCAGGUGGCAUUUAUUCUACUUGGUUCUCAAGAACAGAGCCUUAUUUAAGCUUGCUGUUUACUUAGAAAGAUGCACAUCCGUGCUGUGGCCUAUAGCAGCUAUUCUGGCGUGUGGGGUGGGUUUUUCCCCCUCUUGUGGGUGGAGAAAAGGAGGAGCUUGAGAAUCCAGCUGCCUUGUCUGUUUUAGCUUCUUCAGUGAGACUCUGGAAGAUCUUAAUUUCUUUUGAUAUAUUUCUAAAAGCAGUUGCUAACUAUGGCACAGGAGCUGGGCUGACUAAUCACUUUGAGAACAGCUGAAAUAACCCACUGGAAUUUUUAUAUAUAAAAAUAUAUAUAUAUAUAUAUAUAUAUAUAUAUAUAUAUAUAUAUAUAUAUGGAAAUGUUGAAGUAUUUAGAAUCCUGAUGUUUACUGAAAGCUUACAUGUUUACAUGGAUGUUCUUCCAGCAGCUGUUGGAGGAUCACUCAGAAGAGUUUUGAGGCUACUACCCAGAGCUCGGGGUGGUAGUUAUAGCUCCACACAUGCAUUUCUGGUCUUUUUUGACCAACAGAAGAGAAGCAGCUAGUCCUGCAGUGUGUGCAAAAGAGCUCCCAUAUGUUCAUUAGAUCAGUUGUCAGGCAUUUCACGCAAAAAUUCAGGGGCAGGAGGGUUUUCUACUUUGGAUCAGCAUGCUUCCCCUCACUUACAUUGUUGAUGGAUUUGGGAUUGAUGGCAUACUUUAAUGAAUGAAGAGAGAACUGUAUGUUUCUUACAUUGCAGAAGAGAGUCGAAUAAUCUCUCUGGUGUUAAAUUUAAAAGAGAACAUGAAAAUCUGCAAAGCAAAAUUAAGUGAAACCUAGUAUGAAAACAUGUAUCAGUCUUUUCAUUGCUGCUAAUAUAGAUCUCUCUGUCCACAAGUGUUCUUUCACCCAGCUUUCACUAGCCCUGGGUUCAAUGAGGAGGCAAAGGUCCUUCACAUUUAUGCCGGAUUGUGUUGCUGCAUAAACAAAUCAUGAUCUAGCGUGUUUUCAUUUUGAUUUCACUGAAGGACAGAGACAUAAGAGUUGGAUGCUGAAAUGCAUCACUAAUUGUUAUUGCAGGAAAAAAUUUUUAAAAAGUGAACUCUGAUCCAGUUUCAACAUUUUUUAGCAUUUUCCUUAAUGAGAAGAUCCACUUAUAAUGUAAACAAUUGGUGUUCACAUAUCUCCCAUGUCUUGCAUAUUUAUUUUUGUGUGAAAAGCAUCUGAGUUUUGUUCACAGGACAAAGUAAAAAGAUGUAGGGGUUUUUGUUUUUUUUAAAUUAAAGCGUGUGUAUGUGUGUGUGCGUGUGUGUGCGCGCGCGUGCUUGUGUGUAUAUACGCAUGUGUGAUUCUAGCUUGCAUUCACUUUCUGGGAAAUGUGCAGAGAGAAUCCUCUUAGUAUAUGCUAACAUGUUUCAACAACAACAAAAGGAGCCUGUAGAAAAUGCAAAACUAGAAUCUGAAACAAUAAACUGAAAUUAUAGAUUCAAAACAGAUUGGGUGCAUUCGUGUUCAUGCACUGCUUUUUUGCAGUCACUAUAAAGGUUGAUGAGGGUUGUGCCGAUAUCAUGCAUUCUCUUCCCUAGCGAUUCUCAAACUUGGGUCCCCAGAUGUUGCUGGACUACAAAUCCCAUCAUUCCCAGCCCCAAUGGCCAAAGGCCAUUGUAGUCGAGCAAUAUCUGGGGACCCAAGUUUGAGAAGCCCUGCCUCUCCCUUUUGCGCCAGGGGAACUUGCAUCAGCAGAGCUCCCAGUAAUUUGCAAAUGCUGUUUUGAGGGAUUGUGUAUUUGGUUUAAAAAAACAAACAAACAAACAAACUAGGUCUAUUUAAUACACUAUACAUGUAACUAGGAUUACAUAGGCCACAAUCAACAUAUCUACUUGGGAUCUUAAAAGUGGAGCAAGAAAUAAGACCACUAGGAACGCUGAUCUCAUAGUGCUGUAAAUGUGUGUCCUUUUUAACUAUGGCAACGCUACAUAGCAUGUGUCCAGCGUGGUAAAAAUUCUAUCAUGAAGCUUGGCGUUUUUUAAGUGAACUUAUGCAAUGUGCUCAUGUGUUGCAAGGGAGAACACACAGAACGUAUACAUGUUGUCUGUACGACAGAGUGUUGUAGCACUGAGUUUGAGUGCUGGCAUCAGUAAAAAUGGAGAAAGACCUUUCUGCACAUCAUUCCAUGGACAUCCGAGUGUCAUAUUUAGGACUUUUGUUGUUCAUCUCUUGCUUUUCUAACAGUGCCCAUGAGCCAGAGUUUGCAGGGCUCUGGUGCUUACACAGAGUUCUCCACAAUCAAGCAGUUCUCCUGUCUCUUUAGUGUGGGAUACUGCUUCUUGCAUGCUGUGGAUGUUCAUGCAAAGAAUAUCCCCAGCAUUGAAGAAAACUUACAGGGUUCCAGCUACCACAAAACUCCACCUAGAGCCAUUGUGCGUAGGUUACGUUGAACACAAGGCUUCCAUUGAAAAUGGCAUCCCCAUUGUGAGUUCACUCCCUUCCUAACAUGUAGUAAAACAUAUCUGUGCCCUGAUGUCACAAUGUUAUGAAUUUUUCUGCCAGUAAGUGGUCAGUGUUGUGAGGCAGGGGCAAGGAAACGCAUAAAGUUGAGACAUCAGACAAGCAUACUACACGUUGCAAGUGGAGAAGGGAGAACUCAGUUUUGUGAUUGUAACUUUUGCCAGCAGCCUCUGUGUGUGUUGUAACAUGGAGUUCCGCUCUCCAGGUCUAUCACAGAUUCUGCACUGUGCUGACAAGAGUGCAAAUUUCCCAAGCAAGGCUGCACAAUCUGUUUUCAUUCCAAGGGGAAUUGUGCAUCCUGUAAUUCUGCUGCUACUUUAAAAAAAGCAAAAAAUUUAAAAAACCCAAGAAGAAUGGAGAAUGUACAGCAACUGUGCUAGAUGAGAUGGCAACCAUAACAGCUGAGUUGUGCGAGGUUUUUAAAAAAAAACAAAAUGGGUUUUCUUAAUUCCAGUAUUUUUAAAUACAGUCACAUGCUAUCACUAACACAGAGUAGUUGGGUGUUGUGAAGGAUUUAAAAGUACUCUCAAUGGCGUAUUGGAGGGUGGCGGGGGGAGGACACUAAGAUUUUGUCUCUUACAGAUAUAUAGCACAUGAUACAUGUCUGUAAAUAACAGUUCAGGGCUUUUAAACCAAUAGGAAAGCUAGCUUAUGGAAAAGAGUAAUUUAAACAGGAUAAUCAAUAUUUAUUAACUAGCAAUCGCAACUAUCCACCAAGCCCAGUAUGGGGACCCUGUGUGACCCCCAUCACUGGAAUGAAGGGAGGCUGUGCUACAGUGUAGCACAUAAGUGGAUUUUUGCCCUAGAAGUCUUAAUUUCCCUAACAUCCGCAUAGGCAAAUCUGACACUCUCAACCCUCACUGCAAACUUCAUCACAGCUUAGAUCUUUCAGCACUGCAGUAAAAUUUGUAUUGUCAUUCCAGUGUAAGCUUUUAGUGUUUUAUUGAUUUGUUUAGUACUGUAUUUGGAUUUGUCCUUGUAAAUGUAGAGACGUACGUAGCUUCAUUGGCAGUUUACAAGCAAAAGAUGAUAUGAUGAGGCACCUGUAUGAAAAUGUUGUCAUGACUGAAGUCACAGUGUAUGGUAACUGAUUAAAAUGUCUGCUUCGAGAAA